Molecule: messenger RNA, 774 nt
Organism: Marmota flaviventris (yellow-bellied marmot)
Lineage: Eukaryota; Metazoa; Chordata; Mammalia; Rodentia; Sciuridae
Gene: Tnfsf15
Product: TNF superfamily member 15
Biological process (GO): immune response
Cellular component (GO): membrane
Molecular function (GO): tumor necrosis factor receptor binding
Source: RefSeq, a predicted model, not a curated record
AUGGCAGAAGAUCUGGAACUGGGCUUCGGGGAAACAGCCAGCGUGGAAAUGCUCCCCCAGGACGGCAGCGGCGGGCCCAAGGCCAGAGCCAGGCUGGUAGCCAGGAGGGAUGGCGCGUGCUGUGCCUUUACCGGCUGCCUGCUCGCCUUCCCCAUCCUAGCAGGACUUACCGCCUACCUGCUGGUCAGCCAGCUCCAAACCCCAGGAGAAGACUGCACACCUGUCCAGAUUCCAAAAGAACAGGAGUUUGGAACCUCACAUCAGCCAUUUUAUGCACCUCUCCAAGCUGAUAGAGAGAAGCCCAGGGCACACCUGACAGUUGUGAGACAGACUCCCUCACCACACCUGAAAAACCAGUUCCCAGCUCUGCACUGGGAACAUGAACUGGGCUUGGCCUUCACCAAGAACAAGAUGAAGUACACCAACAAAUUCCUGGUGAUCCCAGAGUCGGGAGACUACUUUGUUUACUCCCAGAUCACGUUCCGUGGGACCAAGUCUGAGUGUGGCAGCAUCAGCCAGGGGAGACAACAGAUCAAGCCGGACUCCAUCAUCGUGGUCAUCACCAAGGUAACGGACAGCUACCCGGAGCCCGCCCAGCUCCUAACAGGGACCAAGUCUGUGUGUGAAAUUAGCAACAACUGGUUCCAGCCCCUCUACCUCGGGGCCAUGUUCUCCUUGAGAGAAGGGGACAAGCUGAUGGUGAAUGUCAGUGACAUCUCCUUGGUGGAUUACACAAAAGAAGAUAAGACCUUCUUUGGGGCCUUCUUGCUAUAG